UCUUCUUCUUCUUCUUCUUCUUCUUUAUAGUUUAUACUCAAACCCUGCUCUGUUCACCCCAACCUAAUCGCCGAUCACUAAGUCAGAGAAACUAUCAAUGGCCGAGAUAGCGCCGGCGAACUUCGUAGACCAAUCAGUCGUUCCGGGAGAUGUGGUUCUUGACCUAACAAAAAUGGCGAACCAGACCAUCAAACUGGGCGGCGGUCUCCGGCAGGACUGCGAUGCAAUAGCUGCGAUGAAGGCCGGAACAUUGAGGUUCUCAAAGCCCAACAAGUACUGGGUCGAAACGUCCCAGAAACGGUAUGUGCCUUGUGUGGAGGAUUCUGUUCUUGGAAUCGUGGUGGACUCUAAAGCAGAUAAUUUUCUGGUGGACAUUAAAGGGCCUUCGCUGGCGUUUUUGCCCGUGCUUGCUUUCGAAGGAGGAACCAGGAGAAACAUACCAAAGUUUGAGGUAGGUACAUUGCUUUAUGUUCGGGUCGUGAAGGCAAACCCUGGUAUGAACCCUGAGUUGUCAUGCACUGAUGCCGGUGGAAAAGCAGCAGAGUAUGGUCCCCUUAAAGAUGGCUACAUGUUUGAAUGCUCAACUGGCCUUUCAAGAAUGCUGCUGAGUUCACCAACAUGUCCAGUUCUUGCAGCACUUGGGAGGAACAUCUCCUUUGAAAUAGCAGUUGGUUUAAAUGGCCGUGUUUGGGUGAACGCCACUGAAGCAGAUAAGGUGAUCAUAGUUGCUAAUGCAAUUAUGAACUCGGAGUCCCUUAGUGGGGUACAGCAGAUUGGUAUGGUGGAUAAACUUUUGAAGAAGAUCAAUGACUUAGCAACAUGACAAUUCCAGAAGUGCAAGCUUUCUAGCUGUCAAACUCGCCCAAUUUUGUUUCAUCCAAGAGAUUUUGUCUUGAACGGGUUACAAAGACACCAAAAUCCAGUGAAGACCGCAGUACCGUGCUAAAAUGAUCUUGUACAUGAGCCGUCCGAGUCCCGUCAACCCUUGCACCAGUAGAGAUGUCACAACUCGGAUUUUAUUUUAGUGUUAUUUACCUUUAGAACUUAGAAACUUGUUAUUUGAGCGGGAGAUUUCAUUAUGUAGAUCGUUAUGCACCUCUGGACUUUCCAUUUUCAAAAUAAACUUGACCUAAUCCCAACAUUAUUCAGAAGGAAA
Molecule: messenger RNA, 1156 nt
Organism: Rosa rugosa (rugosa rose)
Lineage: Eukaryota; Viridiplantae; Streptophyta; Magnoliopsida; Rosales; Rosaceae
Exons: 9
Coding region: 98-823 (241 amino acids)
Biological process (GO): TRAMP-dependent tRNA surveillance pathway; exonucleolytic trimming to generate mature 3'-end of 5.8S rRNA from tricistronic rRNA transcript (SSU-rRNA, 5.8S rRNA, LSU-rRNA); U4 snRNA 3'-end processing
Cellular component (GO): nuclear exosome (RNase complex); cytoplasmic exosome (RNase complex)
Molecular function (GO): RNA binding
Source: RefSeq, a predicted model, not a curated record